AUGAAAAAGGAACUGCCAGAGUUUGUCUAUAGAUGCUUAGUGUGUCAACAUGUAAAAGUGAAAUACCAGGUUCCUUCAAAGUUACUUCAACCCAUUCAGAUUCCUCAAUGGAAAGGGGAUAGAGUGACCAUAGACUGCAUGACCGGGUUCUCCAUAACUAGACAGAGACACGAUGCAAUUUGGAUCAUUGUUGACAAUUUGACCAAAUUAGCUCAUUUCCUCCAAGUUCGGAUUGAUUAUACCUUAAAGAGAUGGCUAGUCAGAUCGUGUUAUUCAGAUGACAUACUUAGGUAUGUCGUUAUAGAUUUUAAGGGUAGUUGGGAGGACCACCUGCCAUUAGUAGAGUUUGCAUACAAUAACAGUUUUCAGUCAAGCAUUCAAAUGGCUCCGGAAGAGGCCUUAUAUGGAAUAACAAACAUAUUCAAUGAGGGUAAAAUAGUGGGUCAUGACUUGAUCAGAGAAACUGAAGAGAAGGGGAAGUUGACUCCGGAUUUCAUAGGACCUUACGAGAUACUAGAGAAAACUGGACUAGUGGCUUACCAAUUAGCUUUAUCCUCAGAGUUAGAGAACAUUUACAAGGUGUUCCAUGUAUCUAUGCUAAAGAGAUAUUAUUUCAAUCCAUCUCAGGUCAUACCACUAAAGCAGAUCGAUGUAAGCCCAAAUAUGGCCUAUGAGGAAGAGUCGAUCAGAAUCCUAGUAAGAGAUGUAAAGGAACUCAUGAACAAAAUGAUUCCUUUAGUGAAGAUGUUGUGGAGGAACCAUAGCAUUGAGGAAACGACUUAG
Hibiscus syriacus is the source of this 783-nucleotide messenger RNA. RefSeq lists its product as uncharacterized. The transcript is spliced from 3 exons. Gene Ontology annotation, molecular function: nucleic acid binding. NCBI's taxonomy places the organism in Eukaryota, Viridiplantae, Streptophyta, Magnoliopsida, Malvales, Malvaceae. The coding region runs from base 1 to 783 and encodes 260 amino acids. The record is from RefSeq and is a predicted model, not a curated record.